Messenger RNA from Phlebotomus papatasi, 1458 nucleotides. RefSeq names its product pseudouridylate synthase 1 homolog (gene Pus1). Gene Ontology annotation, molecular function: pseudouridine synthase activity; RNA binding. The transcript is spliced from 2 exons. Bases 119 to 1429 code for a protein of 436 amino acids. The record is from RefSeq and is a predicted model, not a curated record. NCBI's taxonomy places the organism in Eukaryota, Metazoa, Arthropoda, Insecta, Diptera, Psychodidae. Gene Ontology annotation, cellular component: nucleus. Gene Ontology annotation, biological process: tRNA pseudouridine synthesis; mRNA pseudouridine synthesis.
GUGACGUUCAGAACAAAAACAAAGCCCACGUGCACCGGAAUUUGUUGUUUUCCGGGGAUUUUUUUGGGCAAUUUGACCAAAACAUUGAGUUUAUUUUGAAGUGAUAAGGAUAAUAUAAAUGUUAAGAUUGCUAUUAAGGCAGAAUAGAGUAGUAUUAUCAGAGGUUCGUUCUUGUGGAUCCUUUGCCCAAAUAAUGUCUGAAGCCAUUGACAAUCGGAAGGCCGAGGUAGGGACUAAAAGGACAAAGGACAUGUCCUACAAAUCCAGGUAUGAGGGUAGCAAAAAGAGGCGGGAAUGGAAGGGAGCAAUUGAAGUGAGUCAGGAAAAGAAGGAAGGUUCGGAACCUUUUGUUAGGAUUAAGAGGAAGAAAUCAGUGAUUUUACUGGGGUAUUCGGGGAAGGAUUACUAUGGGAUGCAGAGGAAUCCCGAUGUGAAAACCGUUGAGCAGGAAUUACUCGCGGCAAUGCUGAAGAAUAAUUGGAUAACAGAGGAAGCUUAUAACUUCCCUCAGAGCAUUGGUUUUCAGAGGGCUGCCCGGACGGACAAGGGAGUGUCCGCUGUGAGACAAUGUGUAUCUCUCAAACUUCCCCUUGACCUCAAUAUUCAGUCCCUAAAUGCAGAUUUACCCAGUCAAAUUCGGGUUUUCGCCGUGAAAACCGUAACCCAGGGAUUCAAUUCGAAGAAUGAUUGCAUGGCCAGAACCUAUACUUACACCCUUCCAACCAUAGCCCUAAGUUCAGAUUCUUCUUCGGAAAGUCCAAUGGAAAAAUUUAGAAUUCCCUCGGAGGUUCUGGAUAAAUUCCGUGAAAUUUUGAAGAUGUUCCAAGGAACAAAGAAUUAUCACAAUUUUACCACAAAGAAAGCUUACUUAGAUCCAUCGUCAAAUCGCUACAUAAUCUCCUUCACAUGCCAGGACCCCUUUGUCGUUGAAGAUGUUGAAUUUGUUGAGCUAAGGGUCAAAGGGCAGAGUUUCAUGAUGCAUCAGAUUCGCAAAAUGGUUGGUUUGGCUCUGGCCAUCAUUCGAGGGCAUCAGGAUGUUAAACUUCUCGAAAAUGCCUUUACACAGACCCGACUGAAUAUCCCAAGAGCUCCCGGACUCGGUCUGGUCCUCGAUACCCUGCACUACGACAGGUAUAAAAGGAGAUACGGAAGCGAUGGGAUCCAUACUCCGUUGACGUGGGAAGAAGUUGAAGAGGAGAUACAGAAAUUUGUCAAAGAGGAAAUUCAUCCGGUGAUAACGGGAACAGAAAUAGCAGAGAAGCCAACGCUGGAUUGGUUGGAGAAUAAAUUGUCCACACAUGAUUUCACAGAUCAAGUCGGCGAAGACAAUGACAGCAAUGACGAAGAUGAGGAUCAGGAAGAGAAACCGGCAGAAAAUUCAGCUCAGGAAUUGACUUCCAAGGAAGAUGUAACGUUGAAAACAGAAUAAAUUAAUAAAAUUUUUGUAGAAAUUAUAAA